Enterobius vermicularis (human pinworm) is the source of this 537-nucleotide messenger RNA. Lineage: Eukaryota; Metazoa; Nematoda; Chromadorea; Rhabditida; Oxyuridae. The record is from the annotation of a GenBank genome assembly.
AUGGCUGCAAAUGGUGAUAUUCCGGAAUCAUUGGAGGAGAUCAAUCUACGGAUGAAUGCCACCACUGAUGAGAGCAAAGAAGCUGGAAUUAAAACGUUGGUUAUGCUGGAUGAUCAAGGAGAACAACUGGAGCGGGUAGAAGGAGGUUUGGAUACAAUAAAUCAGGAUAUGCGUGAAGCUGAAGAGCAUUUAAAGGGCAUGGAAAAAUGCUGUGGUCUAUGCAUCUUACCGUGUAUGAAGACACAAGAUUUCGAGAAAAAUUCUGAAUAUGCAAAAGCCUGGAAAAAGGAUGAUGACGGUGGUGUGAUCAAUGAUCAACCGCGUAUAACAGUUGGCGAUUCGGGUAUGGGACCACAGGGUGGAUACAUUACACGUAUAACUAAUGAUGCACGUGAAGAUGAGAUGGAUGAAAAUAUACAGCAAGUAUCCACCAUGGUUGGUAAUCUGCGGAAUAUGGCAAUUGAUAUGAGCACAGAAGUUAGUAAUCAAAAUCGACAGCUUGAUCGUAUACAGGAGAAGGUAGGAAUCUUUAAAUAA